Plasmodium gallinaceum is the source of this 9075-nucleotide messenger RNA. Its product is annotated as cysteine repeat modular protein 1, putative. The coding region runs from base 1 to 9075 and encodes 3024 amino acids. The record is from RefSeq and is a predicted model, not a curated record. The transcript is spliced from 2 exons. Lineage: Eukaryota; Apicomplexa; Aconoidasida; Haemosporida; Plasmodiidae.
AUGUUUAUAAAUUAUAUAAAUAUAUUCUUAAUUAUUUCGUCCUUUAAUGUAUUAAAGUAUAAUACUGAGGAAAAUAAUAUAAAAUUUUUUAAGAAUUAUAUCAAAAAUGAAGAAAACAAAUAUAUUUUUAAAAAAAAAGAAAAGUCUUUUAAGAUUAACGAAACAAAAUCAUAUAAAAAUGAGUUUAAUGAUAAAUAUUUGAGUAGAUUAAACAAAUUUAAUAAUGAAAACAAAUUUUUUGUAAGAUAUAAAAAAGAACAAUUGAAGAAAAUAAAUGGAAAAAAAAGAAUUGGAAAAAAUUUCUUCUAUUCCUUUACACAAUCUCGUUUAUCUAUUAAAAAUACGGAUAUGAAUUUAUAUAGUUCCUUACAAAUUCUAAUUGAUCAAUAUUGCUAUCCUUCUGUAGCAAGAUGUUUAGGAGGGAAAAAUAAAUGUAAAUGUGUUAACAUUUCAGAUUUAAAUAUGAAUAUAUAUUCUAAUUCUUGCUUAAAUAAUUGUGGUUCUCCUUCUAAUUGUCAUGGAUAUUCAAAUAAGGGACAUAAGAUUAUUCCAAAAGAAUUUAUUAUUAAUAAAAAAAUUUUAACAUGCGUUAUCUCAAAUAUUCAAAGAAGACUAAAUAACAUAUGUGGAAGAAAUAAAGUUUUUAGAUUUCAUGAACAAAAAGGAUAUUGUAUUCCUUACGAUUUAUUAGACUCUGAUAAAUCAGGUUACUACUGCAUUAAUGAACAUAAAAAAUCAGAAUUAUGUUGGGGAUAUUUUAGAGAUACUUCUAAGAAUAUAGAUGAUUAUCAUAUAAAUAAUAACGUUUAUUUUUAUUCUAUUAUGCAAGAUCCUUGUAAUGAAGAUAUUUAUGGAAAUGGAGAAUUAUAUAUAGGAUGUCAAGAUAUGUCUAUUUCUAAAAGAAAAUGUCUAAACUGGUCUUCUUUAAAUAUUCCAGAGUUAUUGGAUACUAAUCUCAUUCAUAAUUAUUGCCGUAAUCCUGAAAAUUUAGAUACUAUUUAUUGUUUUGUUAAAAAUAAGGGUUUUGUUGUUAGAGAAUAUUGUGAACCAAAACAAACUACCAUUUCUAAUGAUAUUAUUUAUUCAGAAAAAUCUUUAUCUGAUUUUGAUAUAACGAUGAAAAAUGUAUCUGAUUUUCGUAUAAAAUUUAUGAAAAACGAAUGCAAUAGUCCAAUAAGUGAUCCUGAUGAUCCUAAUAGAAGUAUUAUAUAUGACAAAAUGAAUUAUACUUACCAUGAGAUUGAUGGUGAAAUUGCACUAACAAUUACUUUCAAAGGUUUUCAGCAUAAAUAUAAUUCUCUUUCUAACAAUAAUUUAUCUAUUUGUGCAUGUCAUAGAGAUUAUUAUUUUGAUAUAAAUGUUAGCUGCUCACCCAGCUAUUUUAGAAAAAAAAUUGGAACUUUUAUAUAUUCGAAUCCUCUCUUUAAUCAAAAUAGUAACGUGUUUUAUAUAAAUAAAAAUAAAAAUUUCACACUUAAUGUAUAUGGAGUCAAUUUUAAAAAUGAAGCAUAUAUUUUUAGUGGAAAUUAUUCAUACGAAUGUAGUUCUUUAAUUGUUAUGUAUAAUUUUAAAGAUGGAUUAAAUAAAAUAUUAAAUAUAGAUAUUAAUAAAAAAAUACAAAAAAUAUAUCCUCCCCUAGAUUCUUCAAAAACAAUUUCUUUUAUCUAUGGAUAUUCUAAUAAAGCUUUAAAAUUAGAAACUUUAAUAAAUAAAAAUAAUUCAUAUAUAUUAACCAUGGAUAAUAUUAGUUAUAUUUCUCCUCAAAGAUUAACUAAUUUAAAAAAUGGAAAUAAUUUAAUAUGUAUCAAAUAUAAUAUAGAUGGAUAUAUAGGAUUUUAUUAUGCUGGGAAAAUAAUAUAUGAUGAUAGAAACUCUUCAGAUAUUAAAUAUCUUUUAAAAAAUGAAGAUUCAUACUAUGAUAAUUUUAUGUAUACAAAACGAUUUUACAAUAAUUAUGAUAAUCAUUAUUUUUCAUUUAGUGACGAUAUAUGUGAAAAACAUGAUAAUAAUACAUUAAAUGAAAAAGAGUUACAUGUCUCAGAAGUAGAUAAGAUAAGUAGAAUAAAAAACUAUUCCAUUUUAUAUCCAUAUAGUUAUGUUAAAAAUUAUUUUAAAAAUAAUUCAAGAUAUUUUAUGUUUUUUCCAGAAUAUCAAAAUGAGUUGUUAUAUAUUUUAAUGAAAAAUAUCCAAAUAAAAAGUCCAAUAAAUUACUUAUGUGAAAGAGAUAAUGAAUUCAAAAAUUCGAGCGCUAUAUCAUUAGUUCAUUAUUCUGACUUCCUUUUUACUUCAUUUAGCGAAUUUGCACAUUAUUUUGAAGUUUAUAAUGCACCAACCAACAUACAUAAUAGCUAUAUAAAAGAUGAAUUAUAUAACUUUAUCUCAAAUUUUUUUUACUUAAAAGAUUUAUUAAAUAUUUUUCAUAAAACAAAAAUAUUAUCUUUAUGGGCUCAUGAAAAUGAUAAUUAUGUAUCAUUAUGGUUCAUUUCAACUAAAGUUUUAACUCCUUUUUUUUUAAUAAAAUAUCAGAUAAGUUCACCAAGAUUUGCUUUUGCCGAUUAUAUAAUAAAUUCAAAAUCUUUGAUAUCAUUUGAUUUUUACAUUUUCAGUAUAAAAAAUUUAAAUAUUAAAAAGUAUAAUACAUAUGAUUUUUAUAACCUUAGUUUGAUAAUCGAUAAAAAAUAUCCAAAGCUACUAGAAGUAGUAAGUAUAGAAAUAUUUUCUCAUAAUAAGACACCUUACUUUUUAUUACUACUCAAAAACAAUGAUCUUAUCAUAUUAGAUAGAGAUUUAGUAGAAGUUCAUAUAAUUAAAGAAAAAGAAAAAUAUCUAAAUUUAAAACCUAUAAAAGUUCAAUGCUUAGAUACAGUAGAUAUAAUGUGCUUUAUUAUAUAUAGACUUCAUCAAAUUUUAUGGUUUAGUUUACAUUUUAAUUUAUUAAAUAUAUCCUUUAGUUCAUUAUCUUCAGGUGUUAUGCAAAAUAAAUUAUACAUUAAUUACAUUAAUGGUUCAUAUAAUGAUGAUUCAGAUCUAAGUUUUAUAAAAACAUCAAAUUCUAGCACCCUUAAUACACCUAAAUAUGAACACAAUAAAAGUGAAUAUAUGCAAAAUUCUUCCUUGUUUUCCAACAAUAAAAAAUAUAUAAAAACAAUAUAUAUGAAACAUAUAUAUUUAUACAUAGAAUAUGAUAAAGAAGUACUAGUAGAAACUCCAAAUAAUAUAACAGUAAUAAAUAAAUUGGAAGAAUAUAUUAUCUAUGUAUCUUUUAAAGAAUCUAACAAAUUACAUAUUUAUGCAACUGACAGAAUUGAAAAAACAAUUGAAUAUUAUAAGUCUAUAAAAAAUGAAGAUUUAUCCAAAUACAGAAUUAAUUAUACCUUUAGUUAUUUUUUUAGAGAUAAAAAUUUUAUAAAUUUUUUUGUAAGUAAGGAAGGGAAAAAUGAUGCUAUAUGUUCUUUUGUACAUGAAAAUUCAAGUAGAACAGAAGUAAUUUAUAAACCAAGAGAAUGGUAUAUAUAUAAUAAGAAUAUUGAAUUAAAACCUAUUAUUAAAGGGGACAAACGACAAAUUCAAUAUUUUAGUAUACGUUAUAACAAUGUUUUAAAAGGCCAAAAUAUCAGUAUCAAUAAAAAGAAAGGAAUAAUUCAAAUUCAAUUUAAUAAAAUAAAGAUGAUGAAAAUAAAAUUACAUAUUUUAAUGUAUGGUUUAUUUCAUAUAUAUGAAACAUAUGUUACGUUUAAUAUAGUUUGCGAUGGAGGAAAAUAUUAUAAAGAUAAUGAAUGUCAUCCUUGUGAGAGAGGAUAUUAUAAUAAUUUGAAAGAAAUUAGAAAAAAUAUAAGUUAUUAUAAAGAAUGUAUACCUUGUCAAAAAAAUAAAACUACCUCUAUAGAAAUAGCAACAAGUAAAAGUGAAUGCUUAUGUGAUUUAGGAUAUGAAUACAUUAAAGAUCCAAAUAAUCGCAAUAAUUAUAUUUGUUCCCCUUGUCCUAAAGGAAAAUAUAAAAACACCAUAUCUAAUGAGCUUUGUCAAGGAAAUGGUUGCAAAGAAAAUUCCACUUCGUUUGUUAUUGGAGCAAAAAGCAUAUUAGAAAUUACAUGUUUAUGUAAUGCAGGAUAUUAUUUAAGUUAUGAUAAUUCUGGUUCAGAGUCCUGUCAAAAAUGUUUACCUGAUUAUUAUUGUCCAGGAAUAUUAUUAGGAAUACAAAAAUGUCCACCAUAUAAUAAAACAAUUCCUGAUAGUACAGGUAAUCCUGUAUCUAUGGAUAGCUGUUUUUGUAAAAAGGGAUAUGAACCAAUUAAUAUGAAUAGAAAGAAAAAAAAAGGAUCCAGAGAUUGGCAUUAUUAUAAAUUUUUUUUUAAUAAAUAUAAUUAUAAACAAGAUCAAAUAAAUCCUCAACAUAUUUGCAUGGAAUGUGAUAUAGGGUAUUAUAAAGAUACUAUAUCUUUUGAACGAUGUAAAAAAUGCCCCAAAAAUUCUACAAACAGAACUUACGGUUCUACUAGUAUAAAAAAAUGUAAUUCAUGCUAUAGUGGGUAUUAUAAAAAUUUAAAUAAAGGUUGUUCAAAAUGCUUGCCUAAUCAUUUUUGUGUUGGUAGCUUUCCUAAAAAUGAUUUAGUUCAGUAUACAGGAGACGCUGUAGUUUGUCCUAACAAUUCUAUUACUAUAGAACCAUAUGAAAAUAAUGCUUCUUUCAAAAAUUGCUUAUGUAUAAAGGGAUAUGUUAAAAAUUCUCAAGAAUCUUAUAACUUAAAUGAACAUUGUAAACCAGUACCUUUAAAUUUUUAUAAAGAUACUGUAUCUAAUGAUUUAGGGAAACCUUGUCCUUUAAAUAGUAUCACUUUGAAAGUGGGAGCUAAAUCAAUAAAUGAAUGUAUAUGCAAUAAAGGAUAUUAUUAUAAUGAAACAAUAAAUGGAUGUGAAGAAUGUCCAAUAGGGUAUUAUUGCCAAGAAAAAAAUAUGAAAACUAAAUUUAUGAAACCUAAAAAAUGUCCUAACAAUUCUGGAAAUACUAAGAAAGGGUUACAUGAGAUAAGAAAUUGUCAAUGUCAUUUUGGUUAUGCUCCAAAUAUUCAUAUAAAUAAAUUAUUAAAUGAUCAAUCAUUUGAGGACAAUGAAAAAAGCCUCUUAUCUUUUUCAAACAACUUUGUAAAUAAAUUGAAUGAGAAGAACAUAAAAAAUUUAAAAAAUCUGAUUGUUUCUAAAAAUAACAGUAAUGGAAAUAAAAAAAAAAAUGAAAAUCCUUUUUAUUCUAAUAAACUAUUAUUAUGCAUUAAAUGUCCUCCUUCAACAUACAAGGCAGUGAUAUCAAAUGAACCAUGUGAUCCAUGUAUAAAAAAUUCUAACACUUCACAAGUUUUUAAUAAUUCUGAUGCUUUUUUUUGUUUGUGUAAUCCAGGAUAUUAUUUAGAUCAGCAAACAUGUAAGCCAUGUUCUUUUAGUAAUUUUUAUUGUGCAGGAGAAAAAAUAUAUAUAAUUACAGAAGAUAUUUAUAACGAAAUAAUUAAUAUUAUUAAAAAAAAUAUCUCUACAUUUAGUGAUACAAAUAAAAAUGCUUUUGUUAAUUCUAUUAUUUAUAAAUAUGAUAAAAAAAAUUCAGAUUUAAAUAUAAAAUAUGUCCUUAAAGAAAGAAAUCCUUUUAAUUUUUAUAGUUCUAGCAAAAUACCAUCUAUCAUUCAAAAAUAUAAUGACAGUAUUGAUAUAUCAAGUAGGAAAGACCUAGAAUUUUUAAAUGAGAAAAAAAAUAAUGACAAUUUAAAAAAUAUUUUAAAAAAAUUUUUUCAUAGAGAUCAUGAAAAUGUUAUAUAUGCAAAAUACGAAAAAUUCGUAAAAUGCCAAACAAACACAAUAAUUCCAUUAGGUGUAGAUUCUUCGCAUAAUUUUGAUGAUUGCAAAUGUGCCAAAGGAUAUUAUUUAGAGUCAAAAGAUUUUUCUAAAUCUAUAAAAAUAUGUAAACCAUGUAAAGAAGGUACAUUUAAAAAUUAUGUUGGAGACGAAAAGUUUUGUGUUUCUUGCCCCCCCAAAUCUACUAGUCUUGAAGGAUCCAUUUAUCCUACUCAUUGUUUCUGUAAAGAAGGUUUUUUUUAUAGUAAUGAAAACUGUUUAGAAUGCUUAGAAGGAGCUACAUGUAAGGGUGGAUUAUAUGAAAAUACUAUGAAAAGGAUUCAAUUAAAUAUUGAAAAUAUUUUGAUUACUAAAGAAGAUCAUGUAAAGCCUGAAUCAAAAAAAGGUUAUUUUUUAGAUGAAAGUGUAAUUAGUUUUGUAGAUGUUAGUGAAUGGAAGUUUAUUAAAUGUCCUAUAAAUGGAUCAUGUCUAGGAAAAAAUAAGUGUCAUUAUACUAUGAAUAAUUAUUUUUGUGUUGAAUGUACUAAAGGAUAUACAAAUAGCUUUAUGAGGUCUCUAUGUGUAAAAUGUCCUAAUAAUACUGUUAAUAUAAUCCUUCUAUUUAUUAUUUAUGUUACAUUUUGUUUUAUUAUUAUAAUUAUAUCUUAUUUAAAUAUAUCUUCUGGAUUUUAUAGAAGAUCUAUUCAUUCUAUAGUUAUUAAGAUUGCCGUUAAUUAUAUUUCUUGUAUGUUAGUCAUUACAGUUUUGAAAGAAAAUAAUUUCCUAUUACCAUCAUUUGUUCUUGAUUUUUAUAAAAAAAUAAAUAAUUUAAUGAAUAGAGGUGAAAAAAGAAAAAUUGUAAGUGUGGAUUGUUUGUUAAGACAUUAUUUUAAUUUGAGUUAUAGUGAUUCCUUCUUUUACACAAGUUUAAUAUUUUUUCUCAUCCCAAUUCUUUUAAUUAUCUCAUUAACUAUAAUUUUAUUUAUAAUACUAAAAAUAUAUAGACUUAUAAAAAAAAAAGUAAUUGCGAAUAGAUUAGACUUACUUAAAGUAGCUAAAAAAGAAAAAAUAUUCUUUUUAGCUAAUUCUUUAGAAAAAUCAUACUCAAAAGAAAGAUUUAUCAUGAUACUGAGAUAUAUAAAGCUAGAUCAUCAUACAUUUAUGGAUAGGAUACUGAUAUUUUUUGAAGAUAUGAUUCCUGUAUAUGUGACUUUUUUAUUUAUUAUACAUGCUAAAACAUCUUUAAGAAUGUUUCAACUAUUUGACUGUUCUUAUAUUAAAUAUAGUAACAAUUCUGGAAAAUAUAUAUUAAGUAGAGCUAGCAGUGUUCAGUGUAACUUGAAUACAGAAUAUUUCAAAUUUUUCAUAUUGGGAUUAUCGGGAACAAUUGUAUGGUCUUUGGGAAUACCUUUAUUUUCUUUUUUCGUUUUAUAUAUAAAUAGACAUAACUUAUUUCAUGAAAAUAUUCGUAUAAAAUACGGAUUUUUGCAUAACGGUUAUUUACAUAAUAGAUGGUAUUGGGAAGUUAUUGUUUUUAUUCGUAAAAUAAGUGUACUUUUCAUUACAACUGUUAUUAUAUUUCCAAAGGAUGAAACUAAUGCAUCUAGAUUAUUACUUAUUACUUUUGUGGCUGUUUUUUCUUUAUGUGUUCAUUUUAUUUUUCAACCAUUUGAUAAAAGAAAUUUCUUUACUUUAAAUAAAUUAGAGAACUUUAGUUUAUACAUAUGGGUUUUUACCAUUAUUAUUAUUUCUGUUUUAUUAUCAGUGAAUUUAAAAGAGUUGCUUAAUUUCAUUAUUUUAUUUUUCUUGGUUAUUCUUCAUGUUAUUUUCAGUGUUAAACUUCUAUUUUGCCUAUUCUAUGAAUGUGUGGAAAAUAUAAGAAGAAAAAAGACAUGCUAUAAUGUACCCAUUAUCGGUUCGUAUGCCAAAUUAUUAGGAGAUAUUGUAGAAAAAAAAAAAAAACUAGAACCUUUAAUUUAUUAUGAUAAAAUCUCUAAAAGAAUUGCUAUUAUUCUUCCAGAAUGUGUUAUAAAAAAAAAAAAAAAAAUCAAAAAUUUUGCUAAAUCAUUUCGAGAUAUUUUUAAAGGUUUAUCUCAUUUUUACAAGAAAAAAAAAGGAUAUAAGCAAUUAAAAAACCAUUUGGAUGAAGUACAAGAAGAAAACCAAGAAAUUCCAAAAAAUCCUAACAUAAAAAAAGAAAUAGAUAUAAAAAAUAAAUAUAUGGCUAAAAAUGGAAAUGUGAGUGAUGAUCAAUAUUAUGAUAAUGAUUUAUUGUUUGAAGAUUCUAUAGAAAAUCAAAGAAUACAAUUUUGUUCUUUUUUAAAGAGCACUAAUGUUUCUAUAUAUGGAAAUAUUAACAAAGAAUGUAGAAUGUUUGCUAUUGAAAUUUAUAAAGAAUUAUUUGGUAUAUUUUUAAAAAAUGUUACUUUAACUUAUGUUUCUGAUAUGUUCUUUGAAUUUAUAUUUAAAAUAUCUAUUAAUAUAGGAAAUUUAAUCGAUAAUCUGGAUCAAAAAGAGAAAAUAUUUGAAUCGUUAAAUGAAGAACAAAAUUAUGAUCACAUUAUUCAGUGGUCAUUAGAAAGAAAAGAAAAAUAUAAUGAAAAUAAAAAGUUAGAAGAAAGUAAAUUAAUUUUUUAUAAAAACAUGAAAUCUAAUUACAAAAUACCUAAAGACACUUCAGAUGUUUUUCAAUUCACUUUAUCAUUUUGUGAUGAAAUGGGAUUAGAUGAUUCAAAUGACUACCUAAACAAAGAGGAGAAAAAAAAAACAAAAAAAAAAAUAUAUAUCUCUAAGAAAGAAAAAGAAAAAUUAUUUUCUUUUUUUAGUGAUGAUCUAUUAAAUAAGAAAAUUGCAUUAUCAGAAUUUUAUUUUAUUCUCAUAGAAUUAAAGUUAAAAUAUUUUAGUAAUUUACCUUCCUGUUUCUAUAUGUUCAGAAUAUAUAAAAAAUUAGAAAAAAAAUAUGAAAGAAAGAAGUUAAGAAAAUUAGAUGAAAAGUUAAAAAAAUGUUUAAAUAUUAAUGAUGAUGAAGUAAAAAUUGAUGGAGAAAAUUUAAAGUUAAAUGAGAUAAAAGAAAAAAUACCACUAUUAUAUAAAGAAUUUAAGGAUCUUUCUAAUAGGAUUGAACAAUUAAAAUAUGAAUGUAUUAGCUUAAAUAAAAAAGAUUCUGAAAAAGAUUCAAGUGAAGAUGUAAUUACAGAUUUAGAGGAUAAUAUUUCUUUAUCUAGUCAAGAUACAUUAGAAAGUAACAUGUUGAUAUAA